UCUUGCAGCCCUGGUCACAAUCAGCUGUUGAUAAAAAACUCGAACACUGAUUGUUUAUUUCUGUUAAAUUGCUUAGUAAAAAGAUGGAUUAUAAUAUUCACAAAAUAUGUCGUGUUUGCCUGGAGGAGCUACAUCCGGUGACAUCGAUUUAUAGCACAGACUUUGCCAUGAUGCCCUCAGUGAUGUUGAUGCAGUGUGCCAAAAUUAGAGUGCUUAAAACCGAUGGCUUGCCUUCGGUCAUCUGCAACAAUUGCAUUUACCGGCUGGGAGUAGCUUUCCAUUUCAAACAGGAAUGCGAGAACAACGAUCUGCGGCUCCGCCAAUACUUGGGCAUCUUGGAGUCCUGGCGCCAGGAUGCGGCAACCAACACAGACUUUGUGGAGAAGCCAUCGCUUCCGCAGCGCGACAGCGACGAGGAGGAGCCGGUGGAAACCAAAGGAAGCAAGAGGCGAUCCCGGUACCAAAGGAAGCCGCCGGAGGAGCACAAGAAACGGGGUCCCAAACCGGUGCCAAAGAUGCCUCACACCUGCUACGAAUGCCACAAGAGUUUUAAGUGCAUCGCCCAACUGACGCAGCACAUAAGAACUCAUACGGGAGAGAAACCCUAUCAAUGCAGCUUUUGCAUCCAGAGAUUUGCCCAAAAGUACAACUUAAAAGUCCAUGAACGGACUCACACGGGCGACAAGCCAUUUCAGUGUGAGAUAUGCUCCAAACAGUUCUCCGCAUUGGGCAACUUUCAAGCGCAUCAAAAGAUUCACUUGGGAGUGCGGGAUCAGAUAUGCUCGCUCUGUCCAAAGGCCUUCUACACAGCCGGCGAUCUCUCCAAGCAUAUGAUAACCCAUACUGGUAUUAAAAACCACCAUUGCGAUGUUUGCGGCAAGGCUUUCAGCAGGCGGAGAGAUAUGCGAUCUCAUAAACUGAAGCUCCAUCCUUUGGAGUCUAGUACGAGUCAUGAGAUAGUUGACGAUGAUGAUGACGAGCCCAUAGACACGGAUCCCGUGGGUCUGGACACCCUGGAUCACGCACACUUUAAGUGCCCGGACUGCGACAAGGCUUUCGAUACGGCGGACAGUCUUAGUUUGCAUUUCCGCACACAUGCGGUCAACAAUAAUCUGCUUAACUUGCCACUUCCACCUGCGCCACCCAUGUCACAUCACUACCAUCACGAUGCCCUGCAUCAUCUGGGACCACCAAAUCCGGCCACCCAAAUGGGAAUGGCUGCCAUGGCCCAUAUGUUGGCUCCUCCGCCUCCUCCACCGCCCACGCCGAGCGAAGGACGCUACACGAUGCUGCACCACACGGCGGCUCAGAGAUUGCAUUACUAAAGUAUUACAGAAUUAAGAUGAUAUACAAAAGAAGUACUUUAAAACCUAAGCUAGUUUAGUUUGAUAAUAUAAUAAUAGUUUGUACCUUGAACGAGGUAUUGCUAUUU
This is a messenger RNA of Drosophila suzukii, 1432 nucleotides long. Its product is annotated as zinc finger protein OZF. Gene Ontology annotation, molecular function: zinc ion binding. The record is from RefSeq and is a predicted model, not a curated record. Gene Ontology annotation, cellular component: nucleus. Lineage: Eukaryota; Metazoa; Arthropoda; Insecta; Diptera; Drosophilidae.